AUGAUCAAAGAUAAUCAAUAUGGUCUUGGAGAUGGACUUACGUUCUUCAUGACACCUUUUGAGAUGGAGCACCCAAUGAACGCUUAUGGCAGAGGUCUUGGCUUGUUCAAUGGAUCAUUCUAUCAGAUGGUUGCUGUGGAGUUUGACAGUUACAAGAAUGAAUGGCAUCCUACUAGAAAUCAUGUGGGGAUGGGCAUCAAUGAUGUUUUCUCAAAGUUAAGUGUUUCGCUCAGAAAGUCCAAUCCCUCUUCCUACCCAGAUUUGAUAAACGAAGAAACAUGGGAUGCCUACCUGGAUUAUGAUGGUUGA
Molecule: messenger RNA, 309 nt
Organism: Cryptomeria japonica (Japanese cedar)
Lineage: Eukaryota; Viridiplantae; Streptophyta; Pinopsida; Cupressales; Cupressaceae
Product: anti-H(O) lectin-like
Exons: 1
Coding region: 1-309 (102 amino acids)
Molecular function (GO): carbohydrate binding
Source: RefSeq, a predicted model, not a curated record